UUUGAACACUCUCAGUGAUGUCAGCAUAUUUGAGCACUUAGCAGGUCCAUUAGUAGUAUUUUGUGUCCCAUUAGUCCGUGAAUGUGUCACACCUGCAGAGAGGGGAUUAUAAUCCUGACAACAGCCCUCUACAACACCUAUAAAUUCCCCCUCUGGCUAAUGCACAACAUGCAAACAAGGCAAAUACAGAGGUGAGUCAGUCCUCGGUGAAGUUUGCUCAAUGUUCAUUAAAUUGGAAUUACUCUCCUUAUUAAUUACUGUCUAAAAUGUUGUUUACUAAUGUUUGAUGAUGCUUUAUAACCCCUGGUCUACGAGCCGUGGAGCUGUGAAAGAGGAGGCAGUGACAUUAUUGUUUUCAUUACAAACUUGGCUUCCUCCGCAGCUCUAAUGGAAGCGAGCAGCAGAGUGAUGGUGCAGGUGUUGUUGUUGGCGUUGGUGGUUCAGGUCACCCUGUCCCAGCACUGGUCCUAUGGAUGGUUACCAGGUGGGAAGAGGAGUGUGGGAGAGCUGGAGGCCACCAUCAGGAUGAUGGGUACAGGAGGUGUGGUGUCUCUUCCUGAAGAGACGAUUGCCCAAACCCAAGAGAGGCUCAGGCCAUACAAUGUAAUUAAUGAUGAUUCCACUCAUUUCAACCGAAAGAAAAGGUUCCCAUCUGAAUAAAGAGCGAAAGUGGGAAAAAAUUUAUAACAGACUGUAAAAUGACAUGGAGCAUGGAGUGAAGAAUGCUGAUUUCUCAUAUUAAAUACAUCAUUACAUUUAUUACA
This is a messenger RNA of Sphaeramia orbicularis (orbiculate cardinalfish), 764 nucleotides long. RefSeq names its product gonadotropin-releasing hormone 3 (gene gnrh3). The transcript has 3 exons. Gene Ontology annotation, molecular function: gonadotropin hormone-releasing hormone activity; gonadotropin-releasing hormone receptor binding. Gene Ontology annotation, biological process: multicellular organism development; reproductive process. Lineage: Eukaryota; Metazoa; Chordata; Actinopteri; Kurtiformes; Apogonidae. Gene Ontology annotation, cellular component: extracellular region. The coding region runs from base 388 to 660 and encodes 90 amino acids. The record is from RefSeq and is a predicted model, not a curated record.